GCAAGUUUUGCGUGCCAACCGUGACGACUGACGAGUCUGGCUGGCCAACGACCGAUCCAAGUAUCCAACUAAUCAGAAACUCGCCCGAGAGGCCGAGACUAUAAGUUCCCAGGCAUUAAAUCAUGUUCUUGCAUCGCAACAGAACAGAUCCAAAGGGACAUUACGAAGCAAACCAUCUCAAAAGAAACCAGCAGCCAGCCAUGGCUUCCGCCACGAGCUUCUCCCUGGCCGUGAUUCUGGCGUGCAUGCUCCUCGCCAGCAGCACAUGCCAAGGCGCGCGCCACUUGGCUGACACGACUCCGGCGGCCGCUCCUCCCGCUGCCGCCGUCAUCCCCCCUGGCAUUCCGGCCGUGCCGACAUUGCCCACGGUGCCAGCGGUGACCAUGCCACCCAUGCCGGCCGUGCCCGCGGUCACCGUGCCAUCCGUGCCGCAGGUGACCCUGCCGCCCAUGCCCAAGGUUACGAUGCCGCCGAUGCCCGCCGUCGUCGUGCCCAAGGUGACCAUGGCGCCGAUGCCCGCCAUGGUUGUGCCCAAGGUGACGAUGCCGCCGAUGCCAGCCAUCGUCGUGCCCAAGGUGACCAUGGCGCCGAUGCCUGCCAUUGUCGUGCCCAAGGUGGCCAUGGCGCCGAUGCCUGCCAUCCCGAGCGUGAACGUGCCCAUGCCGUUCCUGGCGCCGCCCCCGUCAGCAUAGGCGUGCUCCACUUGACGGGGUGGCCAGGGUCUUCUACACGCUGCACUGGCUAGGUCAUCUCGGUUUGCUGUCGCACAGUAUUUGUUUUCCCGUUGUACGUCCUACGUUUCAAGUUUUGGCACUUCGUAUUUUCUUUCCCCGUUGGUGUAUGUAGGGUCUGUUGAUUGUCGAGAGUUGUCUCAUUGUACGUAUCCGGUAUAUUUCCAUGUGUUUAAACCAUAUAUUCUACGACAUGUCGACGAUGUCGUGUUUAUCUUUA
Brachypodium distachyon (stiff brome) is the source of this 951-nucleotide messenger RNA. RefSeq names its product protein PELPK1. Lineage: Eukaryota; Viridiplantae; Streptophyta; Magnoliopsida; Poales; Poaceae. The transcript has a single exon. The record is from RefSeq and is a predicted model, not a curated record. The coding region runs from base 123 to 692 and encodes 189 amino acids.